GUAAAUUACUUAUAUUCAUAAUGUUGAGUUUAUAUCAGUGGUUCAUUCAUAUUUAUACAAGAAAUACUAUUUAUACACGAGUUAUGUCAAGCCAUUAUACAAAAGUUGUGAAACAUCCAACAGCAGGAAUAAUUGUUAUUGGAGAUGAAAUAUUAAAAGCUCAAGUGAGAGAUACAAAUUCUUAUCACAUGUGUGGCUUAUUGUAUAAAUGUGGUGUUAAAGUAAAAAAGAUUUCUGUCAUAAGUGAUAGUGUUGAGGAAAUCUCAAAGGAGAUUCGAGAUGCCUCUAGUAAGUUUACUUAUGUUAUAACAUCUGGUGGAAUUGGACCAACACAUGAUGAUGUUACAUUUGAAGGCUUAGCUAAGGCCUUUGACGAUACACUACAUUAUCAUCCUAAAUUGGUGGAUAUAAUAAAAGAUCAUUUUGGUGCCAAAGAUCCUCUAUCUCCUGCCUAUAAGAUGGCUUUGAUUCCAAAGAAAGCAUCUCUAAAAUUCAAUUUAAAUACGCGUACAGGCAAACCAAACGCGUAUCCGUACAUUGUAUUAGAGAAUGUAUACGUUUUUCCAGGUUCACCGGUAUUCUUUGAAAGAUCCUUUCAAGGUUUAUACGAGGAUUUACUUUCCACAACGAACAAGAGAUUUGUAAAAGAUGAGGUAUUCAUAAAUGCCAGGGAAGAAGCGUUUACGAAUGCCUUAUCAGUGGUAGUAAAAGAAUUUCCCAAUGUUUCCUUUGGUUCCUAUCCAGUGAGCAAUUGCAGGUACUAUAAAGCGUUCGUAACUAUAGAGAGCGAUAAUAAAGGCGACACUGAGAAUGCUAAACAACGAUUUUACGAGCUCAAUCCUGUUGACAUUUUCGUAAAAUUCGAUCGGACACCACAUGUAGAUUGCAUCACGAAGUACAAUAAUUUCCUUCAGAGCUGCCCGCAUCGUCGAUCGAUCUACGAACAGUUACUGGAAGAGCUUAGACAAUUUUAUCGAGAGCCUGAGAGCGUCUCGAUACGUAUGGACGGCGGCGUAGAAUCGAGCAUCGUUAUUCAUCUCGCUCAUAUAUGUAGAACCCAAUCUAAUUCGAAUGACAAAUUGCGAGCAGUUUACUUUAUGGAGAAACAGACGUCGAUUGAUCUCGAGGAAUUCAUCAAGGAGAUGACUGACAAAUAUAAUCUGGCGGUGUGCACCGUGGAAGCCGAGCCCGAUAAAAGCAUAAACGAAUUAAUAACCAUGCAAGCGCAUUUACGAACAUUGCUAGUCGGAAAGACCGGGGAGGAUGGCGUGAAUGAAGUUAACCGUCGCUAUGCCGGCGCGAGUAACGCGGACCGAUUGCAAAUCAAUAAUCCUUUGCGUAACUGGACAAACGAGGACGUGUGGUCUUUCGCUUCGUCGCUGAGCCUGCCAUAUGUGACUACGACUGCUUAAAGGAAAGCGGGCGAUCGCGACCGAGUUGUGGAUUCCUAGGACCCUCCCUCGCCACACACGUCGUCGUCGUCGUCGUCGUCGUCGUCGUCAUCAUCGUUUGCGGAUACUUUUGCGAAUAGAUUUGCGAUAGGCUUCGUGUAGAAAAUCGACGGUGUUGAUGUGACGCUUCGACGUCCGAAUAAAGAACAAGUGCAAGAUCA
This is a messenger RNA of Harpegnathos saltator (Jerdon's jumping ant), 1612 nucleotides long. Its product is annotated as FAD synthase. NCBI's taxonomy places the organism in Eukaryota, Metazoa, Arthropoda, Insecta, Hymenoptera, Formicidae. The coding region runs from base 21 to 1412 and encodes 463 amino acids. The record is from RefSeq and is a predicted model, not a curated record. The transcript has 10 exons.